Closterium sp. Naga37s-1 is the source of this 2028-nucleotide messenger RNA. Lineage: Eukaryota; Viridiplantae; Streptophyta; Zygnematophyceae; Desmidiales; Closteriaceae. The record is from the annotation of a GenBank genome assembly.
AUGGCUUUUUCUUGGCGUGGCGCCUCCCCUCGUCUGCUUGAGUCGCUCCUGCUCCUCUCCCUCAGCGUCUUGCGGAUCGACGCGCGCCACGGCUCCGAGAUAGCCGUUGCGGGCGCUCAUUCCCGCAGCAGCAUUCCCGGAGAUGCCUCGAAUUCCCACCAGCAGUUCGACUCGCAAUCACCCGAGGUCGGAGCAUCCGGGGGGCGCCAGAACGAUCCAUCAGCCGCCAGCGGCGGCGGAGGGGCAGCCAACGCGGGAAGCAACGGCGCGGAGUCGAUUGCGGAGUGGAAGCGGCGAUCAGCGGAAGCGGGCGCGCACUUCUUCCCCCUGCAGCGCGCGGAAGACGCCCCCAGCAGGGACGAGCUGCACCGCCGGAUUCUCGCGUCCAGAGGCGUGGGGGGCGGCUUGAAGGACAAAGGAGAGGCAGGCAAAGUAUCGAAGGAUGUGGGGUAUCCCCUGCCGCCGCUGGAGUACGACAGCACGCUGCUCUCAACGGCCAACGGCACAAUGGGCAACACCAUGGUCAACUACAGCACCCCCAUCGAUAACAACCACAUCCGCCUCCUGUAUGCUCCGCACCGUGCCCCUCUCGCUGCGUGCCACUCGCCGCAUCCCUCUCGCUGCAUGCCACUCGCCGCACCCCUUCAACCUCGCUCUUCUGUGACCUUUCGUCCCUUUCUGCCCUUCCUCCCCUCACCCCACCCACCGUCGCUCGUGUGGCCCCACCAGAGUACGCCCAGCAGCAAGCCCUUCAGCACGCUCGCCUCCACAACCCUCAAGUACAUCUCCUGCGUGGACCAGCGCUGCAUGGGGGGCUCUGACUAUGACACCUACGGCUGCAACACGGAGGGGCUCCCCAACUACCUCAACACCACGGGCCUGCUGCCUGGGGACGACGCCCUGUGUGUGUACAAUGCGAAUGCAGCUCGCUACGACUACUAUGAAGCUGACGCUGUUGAAGGUUCUUCUUACCUUCAGUCAACGGGGCAUGUGGUAGAGGACACGGUCUACCUCACUGCACCUGAUGGUACCGAAGUCAACCGAUCCAUCGUUUUUGGCUGUGGAGUGAACCAGAAGGGCUACUGGGGCAUGCAGGGGUGGCAGUACGGCUCGUGGGCGGCAGGAGGCGUGCUGGGGCUGGGGUGGUACAGCCCCUUCCUCUAUGAGCUCACCGCCAUUGAUGCCCCAAGCUCCUUCGCGAUGUGUCUGGAGGAGCCGUUGCCGACAAACAAGACGGGGUGGGAUGGCAAGGUGCCGCUGCAGACAGGCAGCAGCCAUCUCACCAUCGGAGCCACCGGCCUCCCUGCCGGCGCCAGCUACGCCUCCUUGCUUUACCUGGCCGGAAUGCAGUACAGCCACAUCACACUCACCACGGCUAAGCGCGCCCUCAACAUCACAGACGACCCGGCAUACGUAGACCCAGGCUCCUAUCUGCCUGCGGAUUUUCCAAAGAACGCCACGCCGGGUUUCCUCUUCAUGCCCGAGUCCUUCGUGCAUCUCCUGCGCUACCCUCUCUUCAUGAGCCUGGUCAACGCGGUACGUGCUCCUCACCCUGCGUCUGCCUGCGUGUGCCUGUGCCUGCCUGCGUGUGCCUGUGCCUGCCUGCGUGUGCCUGUGCCUGCCUGCGUGUGCCUGUGUCUGCCUGCGUGUGCCUGUGCCUGCCUGCGUGUGCCUCUGCCUGUGCCUGCGUGUGCCUCUGCCUGCCUGCGUGUGCCUGUGCCUGCCUGCGUGUGCCUCUGCCUGUGCCUGCGUGUGCCUCUGCCUGCCUGCGUGUGCCUCUGCCUGUGCCUGCGUGUGCCUCUGCCUGCCUGCGUGUGCCUCUGCCUGUGCCUGCGUGUCUGUCUGAGAGCCUGGCGGUCCCAAGGCCAUGUGAAGGCUAGCCAAGUGGAACCAGUGAGUGGUGCUGGCAUGACCCCGCAUGCUGCUUGUAUGCGCUCUGCUGCGAGCUGUCUCAAGCUGCUAGGUCUAGUAUUCUCUCGCUGUGAUGACUCUUUAGAGCACCCCACAUGCCAAGGGGGCAUCCCAUAA